Molecule: messenger RNA, 2034 nt
Organism: Maniola jurtina (meadow brown)
Lineage: Eukaryota; Metazoa; Arthropoda; Insecta; Lepidoptera; Nymphalidae
Exons: 10
Coding region: 30-1490 (486 amino acids)
Molecular function (GO): protein binding
Source: RefSeq, a predicted model, not a curated record
AUAAUAUUUUAAACUUUCAAUUAGUGGAAAUGGCAAAUAGAGUCAGUAAUAAUUGUUGUAGUGCCGCAUCGGUAGAGCGGGCGGGUUUGCCCGGACUUUUGCGUGAUCUACAAAGACUUUCGGAAGACCAAGAUUCGGCUGACAUAGUGUUCAUCCUUGGCACGGCAGAGGAAAAAGUCUACGCUCACAAAAUUAUAUUAUUUGCAAGGUGCAAAAGUUUUCAAAACACGAAACGCGGCGAAGUUUGUCGUAUUCCGGGAUGUACCAUAACGCCAUCUGUUGGCACGCAACCCACACCAAUACGCAUGCCUCAUGUUCAGCCUGAAACUUUCAGACUUUUUAUACAAUACGUAUACACAGGAAAGCUUUUACUCCAUGACUCAGGAGUGUUUGAAAUGAUGACACUAGCUGCAGAUUUGGGAGUUGAAGAUCUUCGCGCCGCUUGCGAAGACCACGUGACUUCUACAUUGAGCGUGGAAAGCGCAUGCACAUUACUUGCUGCUGCAAUGGAAAUUCAAGAUAGACCAGGUGGUAAGAGCGCAUCAUCUUUCAUGGAGCGCUGCAUAUCCUUCAUCGGAGACAAUGCAGCUGACUGCAUCAAGACCAAUGCCUUCCUCAACCUGCCCAAGGAAGCUCUAAUCAAGCUGAUAUCCUCAGACUUUCUCAGCCUAGAAGAGGAGGAGGUAUGGCGCUGCGCGCUGGCGUGGGCCAAGCAGCGCGCGGGGGUGACGCAGCCCACCGCCCACUGGACGGAAGAAGAGCGCGCGCGCGUUUGCCACCACCUGGCGCCGCUGAUGCAACAUGUGCGCCUGCUGCUCAUCGACAGCGCGGUGUUCGCGGAGGAGGUGGAGCCCACAGGAGCUGUGCCCAUGGAGUUGUCGCUGGAGCGGUAUCGCCGCGCCGCACUGCACGCGGCGCCGCGUCCGGACCCCGACAAACGGACACAGCCACGGUUAGCGGUGAACAUGUUCACGGGGUCCACGAUCCUGCAGCAAGACAAAAGCGCGUUUCAGUCUCUCAUCAAUAGCUGGUGCGGAACUCCAAAGCAAUCUUGGCGCCUAGUGUUCCGCGCGUCCACGCACGGCUACUCCGCGCAAGCCUUCCACUCGCACUGCGACGGCAUCGCUCCCGUGCUGCUACUCGUGCAGCUGUCCCGCGGCGCCGUGAUCGGCGGCUUCUGCUCGGCGGCGUGGGCGAGUGGCGGCGCGGGCGGCUACGUGUCGGCGGAGCGCGCGUUCUUGUUCGCGCUCACCGACACGCCGCAGCGGCACGCGCUCGUCAAGAAGGCCUUCGCGCUCUGCUACCAUCCCGAUUGCGGGCCGAUAUUCGGCGCGGGCGCAGACCUGCUGAUCUCGCACAACUGCAACGUCAACAGCGACAGCUACAGCAACCUGCACUCGUACGGCGACGCGACCACGCCCGCCUCGCUCGCGCACGACUACAACUUCACCGUGCGCGACUACGAACUCUUCACCCUUAACCAUAAUUGAUUGCUGGAUGUAUUUACACAUGCAGCCUUAGUGCUGAGACCUAUAGAACUUACUUUGACUUUGCUCCGACUUAAGUUUCAGUUAUAACGAGACGGCUUUAUGUCAGUAGCAUAGCGCUGUCUCGUUUUAACAAUGUCUUAAGUCGAAGCAAAGUCAAAGUGGGCUCUAUAGAUUUCCACCUUAGUACAACCCUUAGUAUGAGAUUUCGAAUCUCACCAACGUGCGUUGAUAUUGAGAGUCGAAACAAUUCACCGUCAAAGCAAAAAGAACAUUAAUUACCUUGUUCUAAAGCUCAAGUUCGUCUAUACAUUUACAAGCAGCGCUCCAAGCGGAAAACUGGUUAAAUUAGUACUGAAUUUCUUACUUUGUUUUCUUUUUUACUCUGACAAUAUUGUGUUUUGACGCUCGCAUUCUAUUAACUUUGAUGAGAUUUGAAAUCUCAUACCAAGCACCCAUGACCCAGCUACGUCCCACACAUCGAUCUUGAUAAUUAUUGUACCCAUGUAAAAUUAUAUCAUGAAUCCUACGCAAAACAAUAUAUUAU